AUUCAGUCAAGAGGGUACUCGCGUGCGAUCAGGCUGUUGAAAUUUUGAUCCUGCAAGUUUACAAGUCGAGUGUUUGUUUAGCUCGGUGAAAAAUGGUGCUCAAAACUUUUGUGUUAUUCUUUUGCCUAUUUUAUUUCGGUUCAGUAGGAUAUACCAGCAAAAUAAGUUAUGUUGUCGUGUGGCGAGAAAAUCCAUGUUCUUUUAUGUUGAACCGCCCGCGUCAUACUUCAUUGGUGCCACCUACUCAGUUUCAAUUUGAGGAUAAUUGUUAUGAUGGUGGCCGACAUCACAUAAUACCAUAUGAGAUUCUGCGUAAUUUUUUUAAUUUUGCCGUGAAACAAGCCAGUAGAGCAACGCGCAUCGCACAAUACUUAUCAGCAUACAUUUCUACAAUAGUGGCACAAUUUAUUGCCAAUGGCGAAUCUAUACAACAUCAAAAUCCGUUUCCUGACAACGAUGAAGUGGUUAUCAUCAUUGAUCCAUGGGAAGAAAUGUUUGCAGCACUUUCAUGGUUACCCGGAAAUAUAUUUAUAGGGCCGCAGGUGAAUAUUCGUCACCAUGACGAUCCCCUGAACCAGAGAGGCGGAGAUCCCGGUAACGCAUUCGAGCAGUACGCAAAUAGAAUAAUCAACGACGACACACACUUUACUGCUCUACAAAAUCUCAAUCGCGAUAUGCGACUUUAUAUUAAUGAUUCUACAGAUGUAAAUUUGUUUCAUCAAAUAAUGACCAAUUUAGAUAUUGUCAACAGAAGAACUACACCUUUUCCAUUCGAUGCAGAGGAUUGGGAAAUAGUUAAUGGAGAGUUUUACAUUCGCGAUAGACAUAGAGAGAAACGAUCCGAAAACCAAAUCCCACAACCGCCAACCGCAUGCAACACGAAGCCAUCAACUAAUGAUGAUCCUUUCGAUUAUUAUGUUGGAUUCUGUAAAGCGGUAAAUCGAAAAUUAACGGCCAGUCAUUUUUCGUCGAUCAAUAAAAAAUACAUAGAAUCGGAUGAUAAGAUGGAAUUUGAUUGUCCCAAAAAUACUUUCAUUAGAGUAAAACGAGCCACCAUAAGUAGCAUGCCCUGGGCAGUCGCUGCUUUCUCGUUUGGGCUAGCAUGUCUCACGGGUGACUGCGUAGAGCGGGACGGUACCGAAAAAAUAAAAAAGUUGUGUGACAACAAGAGAUCAUGCCUAUUUUCUGAUAGAGACACAGAGGGUUUGGGUGUAGAUGUGGAAUAUUACUGUGCGGAUGUAUUAACACCUAUACGAGAAAGAAAAGAAUUACAGCGACCUGUUCGCUUUAGUUCCAGCGAAUUUGAACUUAACUGCCCCUUGGAUUAUACAAUUCGUAUUAGUAAAGCAAUAAGACACUCGUCCUCUUUUUUUCUUAAUUGUGCUAUUGAUGAUUGCACAGAAAAGGAUAUUACACCAAUUUUGCGGGAAAAAUGCGACGGAGAAAAUCCAUGCAAAAACACACUCGACGAUUGGGGCUUGCAACCAAUAACCGUAGAUUUUUCUUGCAUCCCAAAUCCAUCCAUGUUUGUGUGAUGAGGCUAACCAGGGCAAUUAAAAAACUGCCGUACAAUGAUUGAAUGUUUAUGAAUAUAAUAUUGGGUCAAGAUUGCUAAAUCGGAAAUAUGCAAUUUGGGGUAUAAAUGUUACACUAAUGGAGGCACCAGUUUCUAUAUUGCCAACCAUUGUACUAUUUUCAAAUAUGUAUAACAUAACCUUCAAAGAUUAUAUUAAAACAUCUAUUCAACCGAUUACGUGAUGAUAUCAGAAUGUAAAACCUUUCAAAUAUACUGUGAGCAAAAAAUA
Molecule: messenger RNA, 1805 nt
Organism: Bactrocera tryoni
Lineage: Eukaryota; Metazoa; Arthropoda; Insecta; Diptera; Tephritidae
Exons: 3
Coding region: 93-1535 (480 amino acids)
Source: RefSeq, a predicted model, not a curated record